AUGGCACGAGAGGCGUUGCUGUUAUAUAUCAGAAAACGGACUGCCCACAUUCUCCAAUCGAAAGCCCACAAGCAUCCGAUUAACUCAACGAAAUCGACUCACAAUGCAAUUCCGCACUGCUCUUGUUCCUCUCGCUCUCACAGCCCUUGCUGCCGCCACAACGACAGUCACGGUCACCACUCCUUCUCCUCCGCUUCCGACCCCGAUGGACCCCAAUCAAUGCGAAACUGGUCCCAUUCAGUGCUGCAACUCAGUUCAGGCCCGAACGCGCCGGGUGGUCUCUUGGGCCUUCCGAUUCUUGGCCCGCUCCUCGGCAUCCUUGGCUUGGUUAUCAAUCCCAUCAAUGCAAUAGUUGGCGUCACUUGUAGCCCAAUUGACGUGAUUGGAAUUGGAGGCAAUUCUUGCAGCGCUCAGCCCGUCUGCUGCCAGAACAACAGCUUUAACGGGAUCAUCGCCAUUGGCUGCACCCCCGUCAACCUCAAUCUUUAA
Cyclocybe aegerita is the source of this 489-nucleotide messenger RNA. The record is from the annotation of a GenBank genome assembly. Lineage: Eukaryota; Fungi; Basidiomycota; Agaricomycetes; Agaricales; Hemipholiotaceae.